This is a messenger RNA of Megachile rotundata (alfalfa leafcutting bee), 1081 nucleotides long. RefSeq names its product mannose-P-dolichol utilization defect 1 protein homolog. Lineage: Eukaryota; Metazoa; Arthropoda; Insecta; Hymenoptera; Megachilidae. Gene Ontology annotation, biological process: oligosaccharide biosynthetic process. The record is from RefSeq and is a predicted model, not a curated record.
UCAAAACUCCCAUACGCUAACCUAAACGGUCAAACAUAAUCGAAGCAAUUCAUUCUUGUCAUUCCACGAGUGAACUGUUGCAAACGGAUGCGUGGCAAAUAUGGCUCAAUUCAUAAGAAACAUUGCUAUUUUACUCUUUACGGAGAAAUGUAUGGAAGAGUAUUUUGACGAGUUCAAUUUUUUUCACGUCGGAUGUUUCAAAGCAACGCUUAGCAAAGGUCUAGGCCUCGGAAUUAUCAGCGGGUCUCUUCUCGUUAAAGUACCACAGAUUGUAAAAAUCUUAAAAAAUAAAAGUGCAGAAGGCAUCAAUGUUUUCAGCGUCUUAUUGGAUCUCUUUGCCAUUACUUCAAUGAUAUCUUACAGCUUCAUCAGCGGUUUUCCCUUUAGUUCUUGGGGAGAUGGAGUAUUCCUGGGAUUGCAAACCCUAGCAAUUGCAGUUUUAGUCAUGCAUUUCAGAGGAAAUACUGUUCAAGCAACUGCAUUUCUAGCUGCUUAUAUUGCAGUUCUAUUUGCUGCUACGAGCGGGUUGACUCCAGUGAAUGUUCUCUGGACUUGUCAAGCGAUGAAUAUACCCAUUGUGCUUGCCAGUAAGUUGAUGCAAGCUUAUACGAACUAUUCUAAUGGAAGUACAGGUCAGUUGUCGGCAGCAACUGGCUUUAUGCUUUUCUUUGGAUCCCUGGCAAGGAUAUUUACUUCUAUCCAGGAAACAGGAGAUAGGACAAUGAUAAUUAUGUAUAUAUGCUCUACUGCUGCAAAUGCGGUGAUAGCUGCUCAGAUUUUAUACUACUGGAAUGUGGAAGCGAAAACCAUAGAAAAGACAAAGAAAGUUAGAUAGAUAAAUGAUUAAAUCUUUUUGGAUGAUGCAAAUAUGUUUAAAUCUAUAGUAUUCCAGAAGAGAAGAAUUGUAUCCAAAUAUUACUUCUCGAAGAAACAUCUCGAAUAUCAUCACUUUAUUGCAAAACAAUUCAAAGAAUUGUUUUAAGUGAUAACUCAUUAAGUUAAAUUUAUGGCGAGUCACAGUGACCCUAUGGUUACAACCUUUGUUACAUAAAAUAUAAAAAUAAAAAUGGUAUAAAAAUGG